UUCUCUGCGAAACCCGCUGACAUGUGGUUAUCCCCUGGUUAUCCCCUUCUAUGAAUAUGACCAGUUUUGAUGAGCUCCGGCACUAGCUUUAUUUAACAGAAGAAAGCACAAAGCGAUUAUCGUUUUCAAUCCUUCCCUUCCUUUUUGUUAAACAGGCUCAGAUGUCUUCCUUGAACUCGACGCUGGGUGUUCUCGAGAUAGGUAUCUUGAUAUCCGGGGUGUUGUUUGGUGUCGUCACUACCCAAGUCUAUGUCUAUCACAAGAACUUCCCCAAAGAUUCGCUCUGGCUUCAACUCGGUUUAGUUGAUGGCAUGUGGCUCAUCGAGCUCGGACAUACGAUGUGCAUCUUUCAUGCUAUCUACUUCUACACUGUAGCCAACUAUGGGGACCCCAAAGCGCUCCUGGUCGCCCCCGUCACAUUAGGUAUAGCCGUAGUCUUACACGGGAUAACAACCAUCCUAGUUCAAGCAUAUUUCACUUACCGGAUUUUCCGCUUUUCGAAGAAGCCCUACCUUAUUCCGAUUUUCAGCACUUUCUUGAUGUUUGCCCAACUACUUGCUGUUACAACGUUGAGUGCUGAGGCAAUAAAGGUUGCCCAAAUUAGCUUGGGUCUCUAUCUCGAGAAGUGGGAAUGGCUGCUUUUGACUACACUCUGGCUGCGUGUGGCUGCAGACCUCACAAUCUCAUCGUCGUUGGUGUUCUUCUUGUACCGACAACGAGAUAACGCCUACAAGAGCACGGUCUUGGUCGUCGACCGAUUAAUCCGCUGGACUAUCGAAACGGGCGUUGUGACAAGCAUGCUUGGUAUUAUAUUGGUGAUAUCAUACCUUACCGCCAAAGAGAAUUUCGCCUGGCUCGCGCUCUUCAUGGUACUUCCGAAAGUGUUCUCCAACACAUUAUUAGCAAACAUGAAUUCGCGAGCUUCUCUGCGCACCAUGCAAACCUCCGUUGAAGUUUCGGGCACUAGUGGCCCCGUUACGAAUCGCAGCAGGACUCUUGCAACCGGUAUGGCAGUGUCGGUCCACACGGAGAUGGACACCUUUGAUAUAUCCCGCGGCGGAAACUGGACCAUUGACAGUACUCCCGACAAGAAGUACGAGUCUGUAUGACUAUGAACUACUUUGCAUGUAUCACUGGGAUCAGGGCAAAACGAUAGCUGGACUUUGAGGUUAUGGAAACGCCGACUUUUGUUAUUGAUAAUUAUUGACUUCUGGCCAAUUCUUGGGCUGUGUUGUAUUUGUUAUUGUAACUUGCCUAAUAUUCAGGAGCGUGUCACCUAUAGAACUCGUAAAUGGAGGAAGAUGGACGUUCAAGUUGAAAGAUUUGUUUACAGUAAUUUAUAGAUCAUACUUGCUAU
Lentinula edodes (shiitake mushroom) is the source of this 1357-nucleotide messenger RNA. RefSeq lists its product as uncharacterized. The transcript is spliced from 12 exons. Bases 162 to 1109 code for a protein of 315 amino acids. Lineage: Eukaryota; Fungi; Basidiomycota; Agaricomycetes; Agaricales; Omphalotaceae. The record is from RefSeq and is a predicted model, not a curated record.